Molecule: messenger RNA, 2992 nt
Organism: Cimex lectularius (bed bug)
Lineage: Eukaryota; Metazoa; Arthropoda; Insecta; Hemiptera; Cimicidae
Product: MORN repeat-containing protein 3-like
Exons: 6
Coding region: 2023-2856 (277 amino acids)
Source: RefSeq, a predicted model, not a curated record
AAAUGGCUAAUGUGCCAGCACUUUCAACAAACUACACUAGAACAUAACCUUACAUUAAAUAAAAUGGCAAUAAUAUUUUCCUUUUAGUAAUAAUAGUAGCAAGUACAAUCGAAAAAAUAAUUAAAGAAUGGAUAUGUAAUAAACCCUGAACAAUGUCUUUUUUUAUUGGUUUUGAUUCCCAUAUAAGCCAGAAAAGGAAUUGCAGAAGAUCAGGGCCAACAGCAGGAUUCAAACCCACGAUCACGGUGUCUACAAACUGAGAGUCUAAUAUGUGAACCACUUGGCUACCGAGGCCCCCUGUAGAAUACAUCAAUGGCAAAUCUGCUUACCUCCAUGAAACAUCUACCUGAACCGGUAAUGUAUAAAACUUAGAACUAACAAGAAAAUUUCUCACUGGGCAAGAAAGGAAGAGAAUAGAAACGAACAAUUUCUACAAUUUCAAGUACAUGCAAGUCUAAAAACUGGAAUUCUUAAAAUACCAGGACUAAAAUCAUCAAUGUAGAUCUACAUUUUAACAGGCAGGAAACAACUGUACAACUCUAAACCACCUCACCUCUACAUAACCCAUUGAAUUUUCAUUUCAAAAUGUGCAAGAUCCGUCAAGAAAAAUUAGAAACAACGAAACACCAGACAAAACCAAAGUGAUAUCAACUGCUGGUACAUUGAUGAACUAGAACACAAAGAAUACAGGGGCAGGAGUAUUCAGCCCUGAAACCAAAUACUAAAAAUCCAUGGGAAAGUACAUGGGUAUCCUCCAGCCUGAAGUCCAUGCAAUCGAGAGAAGUUCAAACUGAAUAAAGGUAUACAAACAAGCAAAUCACAUCAUAUAGCCAGGCAGCUAUCAAAACACUAUGCUCAAAACAUCAUUAGCUCAAAGUUGGUGUUGAAAUACAAAACUAAAUUAAAUAAAUUAAGUAUGCAAAGACCAUGACAAGUAGGAGUAGAAGGAAAAUAGAGCCUAUGCCCUUGGAAAGAAAGGGGCUGCUAUACCGCUGAUAGGUCUAAACCAUUCUGUUGCAUAGGAAUUCACACUAUCAAUCUUAGACAAAAAGACAUGAUGAAAAUGAGGAAAAAGUGGAAUUCACUCAAUGGGCACAAACAAUCCAAGAGCCUUCUGGCAAGUUUCAGAAAGAACGCAUCAAAGGAAGAAACAAAAAACUUUUUCUAACAAGAUUGUUAAUAGGACACUGCAGAGUGAAUCUGCAUCAGCAUUUGAGGAAGAUUGGUAUAAUCCAACAAGGUGCAGAUCCCGUAAUGAAGUGGGAGAAACAACAAUGCAUCUAUUAAUAUAACGUAGCGCUACAUUUUGUGUGCAUGAAGAAGUGUUUUACGGGAAGACAUUCAACCAUGGAAUAAUCAAAUUUCUUGAUGAACUAGAACUCACUGUACUAUAUGACAGAACAGGGAAUACAAUAGCUUUCAAAGGACACAAUAUAUUACAACCGCAUAUUACAUUUACAUCUACAAAACAGUGAGGAGAGGCAGAUUGAGAUGAAAAAAAAGAAUUGCUUAAGUGCAUGAUCAAGUAUUGUUAGGUUUGCAGAAGAAUUCGAACACAAUGUGCCACAAAUUUGGCAAGACAUGCGCUGUGCAAAUGGAGUAGAUUAUCUUUGUAUUCAAGAAAUUUAGUACUACUCAUUAAAAGCAAUUGUAUACAAAAUUGUGGAAAUUAUUAUAACUAUUAUUUCCUUUAGCUAAUGGCAAUCUCCGUAUAUUUAAUGUAGGUUUUAAACGUUGGAAAGUUUUUAUUUAAGCCUUGCUUAGUUGAAAGAUUAUUUCCAAAAUAGAAAAUUGAUCAUAACAUCAAGGAACACAUGAUACGUCAACAACAUUGAAGGGAGGUUUCUCGGUUUUAUUUGUUUUUAGAAAUUGUAGAAUUUGACAUUAUAUCAAUAUAUAAAAACAUUAAAGUUAUAAAAAAAAAUAAUUAAUUAAAUGUUCUAGGUAGUUGACGCUAGGGGCACAUUCACCAGAGCAAGGAUAUAACUUUUAUAUUUCCCAGAGGAGGUUUGAAAGGAUAACAUGUUUGACAAGCCGUGUGCUGCUGAAUUUUUCAAAUGGAGAAAAUAUCCCACACCCCGCUCAAGGAUGCUGGAGGACAUGACAACAAAAAAGGGAUUGAAGAACAAAAUAUUCACAGCCAGGAGAGACUGUUACAAAGGCGAAUGGAAAGACAAUUUGAAAGACGGAUGGGGAUUAUACUUGGCUAACGACAAGAGCAAGUCCCUGUAUGAAGGCCACUGGAAGAAGCAUAAGGCUGAUGGAUUCGGUGUUCAUUCAAUCUGUUUGAAAAACGGCAAAUAUAAAAUUAUGGAAUCGGGUUCUUGGAAAAAUGGAAAGCCAGAUGGAAUGGGGUUUUCCUACAAAAAUGGCAACUACUAUGAAGGUACAUUUGAAAAAGGGAAAAAACAAGGCCAUGGAAGAAUGUGGUACAAAAAUGGCAACUUUUACGAAGGGAAAUGGAAGAAUGACAAGAGACACGGCUUGGGAUUAUUUGUUUUCAGCAAUGGAAACAGGUACGAGGGUGAGUUUUUUGAAGGGAUGAAGCAAGGUGCAGGAGUCCUAUACCAUCUCAAAACUGGACAAGCACAAGAAGGUAUCUGGAUCGAUGACAAUUGCGUCACUAGUCAUAUACGCGACAUCCAGUUUAGACAAGCAGCUAUAAGUCCUACACCAUAUCCAAUUCCAGACGUCGGGUUGCUUAAUUGGGAACAAGUAAUUUCCAAUGAGAGCAAGGCGCAUGCAGAAUAUUUGUUCAACAGGAGUAAAAUAUCUCCACCAGAGGAAGUCGAAUGCAUAGUUCAAAAGAAGUGUAUUUGCCAAAUUGGGAAAAAAUGUGACCGGAACUGGUUAUGAUGGGGAAAAAAUACUACAAAGCAUUUAUUUAUGCUUGGCUUUAAAAAAACCAAUAUUUCAAAAAUGUGCAAUUAGAACAAAUUCUUUGUAGGAUCUAUAUUUAUCCCAAAUAUAUGUUUAGCCUGUGGCAUGAGUA